UGGCGCAUGCGCAGCCGGCCAGCAUCCCGGAAGUUGUGUUUGCUUGCUUAGCCCACAAUAUGCAUGGCUAUAUCGACUGCCACUGUCACGUCUCCGCGGGAGAUUUCGACAAGGACAUAGAAACGGUUAUUGAGCGCUCCAAACGGGCUGGACUGCUAGCAUUGCUAGCCGUGGCAGAAUAUGCUGGGGAAUUUGACAAGAUCAUUGCCUUGUCACAAAGAUUCCAAGGCUUUGUCUUCCCCUGCCUGGGAGUCCAUCCUGUCCAAGAAGUUUCCUCGGAGCAACCCAGAAGUGCUUCUCUCCAGGAUGUGGAUGCAGCGCUGCCCAUCAUUGACAAAUACAAGGAGCAGCUUGUGGCUCUUGGAGAGGUUGGCUUGGAUUUUACACCCAGAUAUGUGAAAAGCGAGUCCGACAAAGCGAGUCAAAGGCAGGUUCUCAUUCGUCAGUCACAUUUAGCCAAAGAACUGGACCUCCCACUAAACGUUCACUCCCGUUCGGCAGGAAGACCCACCAUCCAGCUCCUGAAAGAACAAGGUGUUGAAAGAGUUCUGCUUCACGCUUUUGAUGGGAAAGUCUCGGUUGCUAUGGAGGCGGUACAGGCCGGAUACUUCUUCUCCAUUCCGCCAUCGAUAAUACGCAGUGAACAGAAGCAGAAACUGGUCAAGCAGUUGCCGCUGGAGAGCAUGUGCCUGGAAAGCGACGCACCGGCUCUCGGACCAGAGAAGCAGGUGAGAAACGAGCCGCAGAACAUUCGGAUCUCCGCCGAGUACAUCAGCCGCAUCAAAGGCGUGUCCGUGGAGAAGGUGAUGGAGGCGACCACACACAACGCACUCCGACUCUUCCCCAAGUUGAAGUGGGCCAUGGAGGCAUGAUGACACCACGGUGUCUUUGGCAAAUACAGUUUCCUUCACCAAGUUCAUUUCCCCUCCCUGGAACUUGAAGUCUUCCUGAUUGGCUCCAACACAGGGGAGUCAAAAGUGCAGCCAGGGGGCCAUUUGUGGCAUGUGACUGUGUUUUUAUUGGCCUGCAUUCUAAAAAUGGAAUAUGAUUUAACUCAAGAAAGUUAACAAAAAUUUAAAAAGCAGCAAAAAUGGAAAAAUCUGCUGUAAUUUUACAAGAUAAAGUCCAAAUAUGAACAGAAAAAAGUUGUAGUUUAACGAGGAAAAAGUCGUAAUAUUAUGAGGAAAAGUAAUGUGAUUGUAUGUCACUUAUCCAUCCGUAUCCUCAUUAGGGUGGCAAGUAUGCUGGAGCCUAUCCCAGCUGACUUUGGACUGGUGGCCAGCCAAUCACAGGGCACAUGUAGACAAACAAUCUAUGUUAUCUAUUUUUUACACAUAAAAUAACAAAGUUGUCAUUUUUGGAAAAUGAGGUUGCAGAAAAGUUUCAGUGUUAAGAAUAAAGAGGAAACAUGAUGGCAAUGAGGUCAGACUUACCAGAAGAAAAUCUACAAGAGGAAACUUGAAAUCGUUUGGGGCGGGAAAACAGAACUGCCCCGCCCACCCCAACAGCCCACCCACCCACACUCUGUCCUUGGGCAAGGGAAGGAACUUCAUUAGGGUCGUCAGGUGGGCACCCGCCUUCAUUGGUGUUUGGAUGAUAGGCCCACUGAUGGGCCCAUGACACCUCCACAGGGCUCAUCAGCAACACCCGCCGUCCCAGGUGUGCCCCCCCCCCCCCCCCCCCCCCCCCUUUUAAGCCCAGCAACGGUUGGCACUGGCUGCUGCCCUGGGCCUGUCCAUGAAUGCCAAGGUCAUCAUGAGUUUGAUUGGUAGAGUCUGUUUCAGAUGGAUAGACCUUGGCCUUCUGUCCUCCUUGUCGUGCAUCUGCUGCCACGUCUGUGUAGCGAUGUUUCUUUGCUUCUUGGCAUCUUGGGUGGAAUCCUUCCAUGGGACUGUGAGCUCUGUGAUGAUGAUGAUGAUGAUGAUGAAGGGGAGCAUGGCACCAAGUCCGGCCUGAGGGUGGUGGUUGAAAUCUCUGGGGGAAAGAUUAGUUGCUUGCUGCAUCUGGCACGCCAGGGCCAAGGCUAGCUGUCCAGCUUCUGGUUUGGUAGGGGGGUGUUAGGCUAUUUCUGUCUUUUCUGUAGCUGUCUUUGCUGCUGUAACAAGUAAAUUUCCCCGCUGUGGGAUAAAUAAAGUACAUACAUUUUCCGAAUGAAUGUUGGCACAGAGAUGGAAUUGGCAGCUCUCAGUGUUCCUGGUGUUCCUCUUGCUCUCAAGGGCUGCUGCCAGACUCUUCAGGACCUGAUGAUGCCUCCAGGUGUAGCGGCCUUGUGUGAGGCUGGUCCUACAACUGAUCAAGAUGUGUUUGAGAGUUGCUGGGUUUGGGCAGGGGGCCAGGUUGGGUCCUCUCCAUACUACUGCUGAAGGUUUUAUGGGGAUGGGAGCGCAUCAUAUGUAGUUGUUAUGAUGACGCUGAUGUUGCUUGCUUCCAUUUCCCAGAGCUGCCUCCAGGUGAGCUUUCUCCUCUCCACACCUUCGCACCUCAUCCAUCGUCCCUGCUUGGCAAGAAGACAGCCUUUGUGCUUCUUUCAGCGUCCUCCUGAUGGCGCACCUCCUCAACCACCAUUUUCCUCCUUUGUGAAGCUGAAGCUUUGCGCCAUGUUGGUUUGUUCACCGCAACACUAAAUCCUCCUGUUCCCAGCUGGACGUGUCCCACCAUGUCGUUGCACUUGGGGCUGACGUAGCGUGCUGCGCUGUCCGUCCCGUUAACGGAGUUGGUGCAGCAUUGCUGAUGCUCUGGUCUCUGGAGGUCUUCAAUGUCAUCUGCAGUCUCGCUUUAGAACACUUGGACUCUUCAGUGAGGCUCGUGAAGGGUAGUUCAAGGAUGCUGAUGGUCGUCAGGCAGAGUGGGACCCCAAGCCACUUCUUUUUAAUGUCAUAUUAUGGUAAACAACAAAAGAAAGUUAUUAUUAUACAUUAUUUGGAAAAUUAGGUUGCGGAAAAAGUUAGAACAUGAUGAGAAUAAAGUCAAAAUAUGGGAAUGAUAUGGGAAGAAAAUGUACUUCAAAGUUGAAAUACUUGUAAACUGUAAAAAAAAAAAAAAAAAGAAGGGGGGGGGGGGUGGAUUUUUCACCAAAAUGGCAAAGCUGAGAUGCAGGGUUUCUUUGGAAAUACAAUAUCUUGUGGCCGUUGCAUCCUUUUAUUUUUCAGUAGUAUUUCACUUUACUUCAGCGCUGAAAGAAAAUCACUUUUUCCGAAUGCUGUCGAUUGAGCAACGAGUCACACGUGUCCACUUCAGGGACCGCCGCCGCUCCGGACACGUCAGCUGUCACGUCGCCAAGCGGGCUGACAGUCGCUCUUAAGCGGCACUCCGGUCUCCGAUGGUGUCGGUCUUUAUGUGGACAGGCUACACUCGGACGAACUUUGCCUCCUUGGCCGCCCCUCCCUCACUGUUAGUGGACCGUAGAAAAGUGUCCUUGAGCGGAGACUAGACCUGACUCGGCGUCAAGUCAAAUGAAGGUGAACCACUUUGUCGGUGUGCGCUCCAGAGCAACAUGACAGGCGACGCGGUGGUCCGGACGGUGGCCUUCGCCUGGAUCAAGCAGGCGGUGGGCCGGGCUCCCGCAGGACUGCUAGCUGGCGCUGGGAGCUUCCAUCCCGGAUCAGUGCGGAUAAGACUAAAGAGAUGAUCAUUGACCCAAGAACAAGGGAAAAGGAGCCGCAUAGACCCUCGUUUAUUGAUGAGACUGAGGUGGAGAGGGUGAAAACCUUCAAGUUCCUUGGCACACACAUCAGCGAGGACCUCACCUGGUCUCACAACACCCAACAAAUUCUGAAGACGUCCCAAAGGAGACUGUACUUCCUGAGAAGACUGAGGAAAUUUGGCAUGUCCACCACAAUCCUGAGUUGCUUCUACAGAUGCACUAUGGAAAGUGUCCUUACCGCCUCCAUCACUGUUUGGUACGGUAACUGUACAACACGUGAUAGGAAGGCACUCCAGCGGGUGAUCAAGACCUCACAGAACAUUGUUGGGGCAGCCCUCCCCUCCCUGCAAGACAUUUAUAAAACUAGAGUCCUACGAAGAACACACAACCUCAUCAAGGACAGCACACAUCCACAACACUCAUUAUUCACACUCCUACCGUCAGGCAGACGCUACAGGAGUUUGAAGUCCAGGACCACAAGGCUGGCAAACAGCUUUUACCCACAGGCCAUCAGGCUUCUCAACGAAGCACUCACACACGCCGCACGCAACACACGCACACACUCAUAGCACUUUAUUUAUUUAUUUAUUUGUAUUAAUGUCUCUUCUGUUUUUGUUACCUAAUUUAUUGGUAUAUAUGUUUAUGUUUCUUAUGUUCUUAUUCUUUCUUGUGUUUUCUUUCUUUUCUUGGGAGAAUGAACAGAAUAAGAUUUUCAUUGCAUGGUAUAGCUGCUGUUUUACCAUGCACAUGACAAUAAAACUCUCUUGAAUCUUAAAUAUUACAACCUAAAAAAACAUUUUUUUCUUUAAUAUUUCAAUUUCAUGCUACUAAAAUGAUGGUUUUUUUUUUAUAUUUGGACUUUAUUCUUGUAAAAUUACUGCUGUGUUUGAAAUUUUUGCUGCUGUUGUGUUUUAGUUUUGUUGUUAAAAUAUACUUUUAGAAUGUGCCACUGGUCCCAAAUAGAAAAUAAGACAUAUUAGACAAAGAAAACCUGUUUACCACUUUCUAAAUCCACUUGUUGACAUUAGAGUCCUCCAGACAUGCAAUAACACCCCUACAGUCACCUUUACACUCCUAUUGCCCAAUAUAGUAGACAUAGUAAGAGAAAAUAAGACAGUUUACCUUGUAGGGAAGCAGAGUGAGUGGCAGACAGGAAGUGAGCUUGUUGUAGCCGUGUUGUGAUUAUUAUUAUGCCUGUUGUGAGAUGAUUUAAACCUGCACUGUUCAAGUGUGGUGCUUCGGUGGUGGUCUCAGUAUAGAGUACUACAAUCACAACCUGGUGGUCUUAAUGGCUGAUAUUCUUUGGAUUUUAGUCCAUGGAGUCACUUUUAUGCUUGAGAAGGUUUCAUUUGGGCAAACUACAUACAAUUAGCUUCAGUGUGCUUACUUUUUUGCUAAUAAGAGGCUGUGGUCAACCAAAAACAGCAACCAUUCAUGAGAUCAUGUUGGAGAAGCCGCGAUGUAGCGAGGGACUGCAUGUAAGAAUUCAGAGUGAUUUGGGGUGCAUGAGAAAGUGGACUGCUCAGUCAGCGUUAAUAAAUGUAGUACGCAUGACAGCUGAAUAGCAACAUUUUAAAGCACAUGCAGAGCCAGACAAAGCACUUCAUAUGCUUUUACAGCCCGAUUGUAAAGUUCAUAAAAACUCCAUCAGGAGGUUGCCUACAGUCACAGCUGUUAAUGUGUGGGACUGCAGGUAGUUGACUAGAGGCAUUAAUUGGAGCAUUGGUGGCUCUCACAGGAUGUUUAUGGCGACGGUGCAGCCUGAAGUGAGAAGUAUCAUGUCGCUGUCGAUGUGAUCACCGCCAUCUGUGAUCCUCCGCACGGCCGACCAGACCAGCACCGCCGUCACGGUCCAGAUGGACAUGAGUGACAGCAGCAUGCCGAGAAUCUCUGAUGGACAGACACCAGUCAUCCAGUCAAACUACCAACAGCACACAAGUCCAUUGAUAGGGGGUCACCUGUUUGAUACCAUCCAAAGGUCAUGGUGGGGGUGGGCGGCGGCCUGAGACCCACAGAGAGAAGAUGCUCACCGCGAUGCUUCCACCGUCAGCCAGGAGGUGUGCGGCGUCUGUCAUGAUGACCGUGUGCAGCACACCCGCCUGCCAUCAGACAAACAUCUCCAAUGACUCAUACUGACUGGAACACACCACCAUCACGACAUGUCAUCCAUGCACAACCCAUAGCAAUCAAACAUUUUCAAAGUUCACACCACAUUCAACAAUCCUACACUCUCAGCAAGGUCCCUGAGGGUGCACGGGACUUCCCAACCAGUCUGCAUGUGUUUUGUAGACUUGGAGAAGGCAUUCCACCCUGUUCCUCAAGAAAUUCUCUGGGCUGUCCCUUGGCGAUAAGGUGAGAAGGACUGUCAUCCGGGAGAAACUCACAAGACACGCUGAACCAGAUGAGGUGGCUCAGGCAUCUGGUCAGGACGCCUCCCUGGGGAGGCGUUCAGGGCACGUCCAACUGGUAGGAGGCCUCGGGGAAGACCCAGGACACGUUGGAAAGACGUGUCUCUCUCAACUGGCCUGGGAACACCUCGGGAUCCGCUGGAAGGAGCUUGACAAAAUUGCCGGGGAGAGGGAAGUCUGGGCUUCCUUGCUUAGGGUGCUGCCCCCGCCCAGCCUUGGAUGAGCAGAAGAAGAUGGAUGGAUGGAUGGCAACACAUUCAGGAGACAACUACUGCUUUGUAAGAAUGCUGUUCGAAUACUUGGAUUACAUUGUGAACCAGUCUUGAAUCAUACUUGCUCAUUCCACACCAGUGUAGCUGGAACACAAUAGGAAUAUUAAGAAUACUGUUGGAAUAUUUACAAAGCACUCCCAACGCCGUACGAGUGCCGUUCUAUUGCUGCUGGUCUGAUGGUGCAGCAUCAUCAGGAAUAGGCGCUGUAGAUGCCUGUAUAUGUAUAGAUAUAUAUACACACACACACACACUCCCGGAGGGGAAGCGUCCGAGUCGGAGCCGUGUUGGUCAGGAGUGCUGAAAGACAAGACAAGCUGAUGACGACGCACAACACUAGCCGGCAAAAGGUGAGCCGCCUACCGGGAUUCUUGGGACAGCUCCAUCGCCUCUCAAUUGCUGCCAAGGGAAAGUCAGCCACGUGCCACCUGCUCCGACCCGUGUUAUCAGUAAGGAGGUGGAGCACGCUGCCGACCAAUGAGCGUGCAGGUGGACGCAGUGGGAUCAGUGACACCUGAGUUUAUUUAAUCAGAAAACACCUUAACAGUGACAUACUGUACAUUACUGAUUGCUGAUGUCCAACACAUAAUAAACACCAAAGACAAAAGCUCACAAGUUGGAUGAUAUCAUCUAAGGCUUUCUCUUGGGUGCACAUGGAAGAAAACGCAUAUAAAAAGUGGAUUUUGGAUGGACAGGCCAGGACCUAACAGAUGAAAAUGUAGUUUCCAGUCAUUUGAUGAUGUACAUAUUGGAAUGAAUACAUGGCACCCUCACGUGAGUUCUCUUGGCUUCUGGCAGCCAUCUUGGUGCCUUUCAAUCCAUCUUGCAGAUGAUUGGCCCCAGUCAGCAGUUAAAAAAACAAUCAUGUUUAUAUUUGGCCACCGCUGCAUCAUUGGCACUCUGACACGAGGCUUUGGUCAUGUGACCACUGUCCAGAUGCUCCCCUCCAAAAUAGUUUUAAAAAGAUAAAUAUCUAACUGGAUGCGGGAAAAACAACCCCGUGGCACCUAAAAAAGCAAAAAUAACCUGCUGAUGUAAACGAAAAAGGAACAAAAAAAAACAUAUCCAUCCAAACUUCCAGCCAAGACCAGGACCACGGAGAGCCUGACCCCUUCACUCCUCCACCGACAGGAGUACGGCUCCGUUGCUGGCGUGGGGCUGAAUGACGACGGCAGUGUCCUCACCUGCAGCGGGUGACACACACGAUGUUUCACGGUCAAAUGCUGGGUGCUGGUUCCCAAAAGACUGCAAUCUAUCUGUGGAG
Molecule: messenger RNA, 7584 nt
Organism: Dunckerocampus dactyliophorus (ringed pipefish)
Lineage: Eukaryota; Metazoa; Chordata; Actinopteri; Syngnathiformes; Syngnathidae
Gene: tatdn3l
Product: putative deoxyribonuclease TATDN3
Exons: 12
Coding region: 60-872 (270 amino acids)
Biological process (GO): ubiquinone biosynthetic process
Cellular component (GO): extrinsic component of mitochondrial inner membrane
Molecular function (GO): kinase activity; hydrolase activity, acting on ester bonds
Source: RefSeq, a predicted model, not a curated record